AUGUGGUGUAUGAACGUUUAUAAAUUGAUUGGUUUAGUCACUUUUUUCUUGGGAUUUUCAUUGGCUGAAGAAUUGAUAACUAUUGAUUCCGAUGUUAAGACUCUUUCAAGUACCCCAGGGAAUUUUGAUUACCAAUUUUUUUCAACAGGACAUAGUAAUUAUGAAGAAUCUGGAUUUCAAGCUGCUUAUGUUAUCACAGGGGAUGCUAAUCCAUAUGAUGUAUCUGAAUCAAGAACUUUCCAUUUAGAAUGGUGGUUUGAAUUUGAUGAUGAUUAUAAUGGAGAGUAUUCAUCUCUUUCACCAAUGGAUCCAAACUUUAUUAAUUAUUAUGGUGAAGUUAAUCUUAAACGUGGUUCUGCUUAUAUUUCUCAUGAGUUUACUGCAUUUUGUCCUGAUGAUAUAUCAGAAAUUCCUUCAUUUUGUCAUAUUGUUAAUUGGGAUUGCUUAAAAUUUGUGAAAAAUAUCUGUAUACCAGGUCCAGCACCACCAGAACCAGAACCAUCUUUUUCCUCUUCAUCAUCAUCAUCUUCAUCAUUAUCUUCAAGUUAUAGCUCAUCUGAAAUAUCAUCAAGUUCUUCAAUAGAAUCAUCAAGUUCUUCAGUGUCCUCAAGCUCUUCAAUAUUAUCAUCUAGUUCUUCAAUUUCAUCACUAAGCUCCUCGCUUUCAUGGAGCUCUUCAAUUACAUCCACAUCAUCAACUUUAUCAAGUUCUUCUAUUUCAUCAUGGUCUUCCACUUCAGAUAUACUAUCUUCAAGCGAUUCAGAAUCUUCAUCAGAACUUCCAUACACCUCAUCAUUAUUUCCUGAUACUUCUUCUUCAACAUUAUCCUCAUCAUCAUCAUCAUCCUCCUCCUCAUCAUCAUCAUCAUCCUCAUCCUCCUCCUCCUCAUCAUCAUCAUCAUUAUCAUCCUCAUCUUCAUCAUUUGACCCCUUCUGGCCAACUUUCUCCCCGGCAUCAUCAUCAACAAGUUCUGAAGAAAGUUCACUCUUUACAACACAAACCGAUGAGUUUGAAUUCAGUUCUAUUAUACCAAUUACUUAUACCUCAUCAUCAUCAUCGUCAUUAUCAUCAGUAUCAUCAUCACCGUUAUCAACAUCAACAUCAAUAUCAACAUCAUUAUCUUCUUCUUAUUCUUCUUUUGAUUCUCUAUCAACCUCAUCACAACUGUCUUCAAGUUUUAUCUCAUCAUGUGAUUCAUCAUCUUCAAGUUUUAUCUCAUCAUGGGAUUCAUCAUCUUCAAGAGCCUCUGAAGUUACAUCAACCUCAGAGGUCUUUACAUCUACUCAAGUCUCCACAAUUUCUUCAAGUUUAUCAUCAUCAUCAUCUCUAGAAAAUUCUACAAUAUUUUCAUACUCAAGUAUAACAACUGAAACCACAAUAAUAGAUUAUAGGGAUCAAACUAUUGAAAGAAGCUCUACAACCCCAGAAACUAUUACACAAGCUUCCAAUACCAUAAUCACAGAUUUUAUUACCUUCUCCCCAUUAUCAGAAACAACUAGAGAAGAAUUGAUUACACAGGUUACGAUUACUACAGCUACAUACGAUGAUGAUUUACAGGGGGGCGAAAUGAAUCAUGAAAGCACACAGUCAGAUGAUCAACUUACCGCUGGAGAUUCAAACUUAAUUGAUACAGAACAAUUCACUUCAGGAAUUUUAUCAAAAGGUGAUUUUAAGGAUUCAGAUGACUCAAAUAAUAAUAAUAAUUAUAAAACUAUUGAUUACCCAGAGAAUAGCCGCUCUAAUGAAGAUUAUUCAUCGAUAAGUGAAAAUAUUUCAACAGCACUUGAUCCUGCCAAAACUUCACAACCAGAUUCAGUUAUACCCAGAUCAUCCAAAUACUCCACUAGUACAUUAGAAUCAAUCUCUUCACAGAGUAUUUCAGAUCUCUCAACUACAACUUCAUCAACUAAUUUACAAACAAGUUCAGGCUCAAAUAAUUCAAGAAUUUCAAAUUCUAUGGAAUCAGUAGAGCAAUAUGAAGGUAUUGGGCCUAUAAAGAUUAUUAACUGGCCGGCGCUCGCAUUCACCUCAGCAAUCUUUAUUGUUUUAUUAUAA
Molecule: messenger RNA, 2055 nt
Organism: Hansenula ciferrii
Lineage: Eukaryota; Fungi; Ascomycota; Saccharomycetes; Phaffomycetales; Wickerhamomycetaceae
Exons: 2
Coding region: 1-2055 (684 amino acids)
Source: RefSeq, a predicted model, not a curated record